UCAUAUGUCUCCUAUAGCAGUCUAAGUCAUAUGUCUCCUAUAGCAGUCUAAGUCAUAUGUCUCCUAUAGCAGUCUAAGUCAUAUGUCUCCUAUAGCAGUCUAAGUCAUAUGUCUCCUAUAGCAGAUUUACAUUUGACAUUUUAGUCAUUUAGCCGAUGCUCUUACCCAGAGCAACUUACGUGAGAGCAUACAUUUAAAAAAAAAAAAUCUUACUGGUCCCCUGUGGGAAUUGAACCCACAACCCUGGCACUGCAAGCACCAUGCUCUAUCAACUGAGCGGAAUACAGAGUACACGCCAGAUGUAGUGGGGUAUACACAUACCAAAUUAUUAUAUGCCGUAUUAGUACAUGGCUGGAUUGAUAUACAGUGACCUCUAGUGGUGAUGUUAUAUAUUGCAGCUACCUCAGGAAAUGUAUAUAUUAUUCAGUGUCAUCACUGUCUUGUCAUCUGUCCUUUCACUAGACGUUAAAUGGUAUUGAAUUGAAAUGGGGGAGUUCUAUUAGUUGAGCAAGAUCAAUCAUACUUACGCCCACUUUUAAUAUAGACAAAGUUACUUAUCUUACUGAAGAAUUAAACUUUUUAUUAAACUAUUAUUUCCAUGUACUGUAACUUGUCUGCUAAUGGCCACGCUGUGUAGUUUAACAUAUCCUGGUUGUCAUAUCAGAUAAUAAGGUAGUGAUUAGUAUCACAAGUAUUUGAUAGAAGAGAAAGGGAGAGGAUAAUAUGAUACCUUGGAUCCACUAUCUCAGUUUCCACAGCAACCGGUAUUAAAUACCAUGCACUCUGUGGCGGACUUUGAACUGGCAGGCAGAUGGGUGUGGAGACAGGUGAGGUAAGCCAGUUGCAUUCCAGGAAGAGAGAUCUCUGACUACAGACAUGGUAAGAAAAAACAAUUGAAUUGUUUUGUGUUUCCUAAUUUCUGUACAUGUUUAGGCCAAUUCAUGGUGUAUUGUGUUUUUCCUCAGGCUAAAUUCCUGUCAGGAACUCAGAUCAACGAGUUCAAGGAAUGUUUCUCCUUGUACGACAAGAAGCGCAAGGGGAAGAUUGAAGCCAAGGACCUGAUCACAGUUAUGCGCUGUCUGGGGACGAGUCCCACCUUCGGUGAGAUCGACCGACACCUGCAGAUCCACAAGAUAGAUAAGAAGGGCGAGCUAGACUUCUCCACCUUCCUGACCAUGAUGCACCGGCAGAUCCAGCAGGAGGACCCCAAGGCGGAGAUCCUGGAGGCCAUGAGGAUGACGGACAAGCAGAAGAAGGGCUACAUCCUGGCCUCGGAGCUCCGGGCCAAGCUCACCAAGCUAGGAGAGAAGCUCACUGAUAAAGAAGUGGACGAGCUGUUCAGAGAAGCCAACGUGAAGUCUAAUGGCAAGGUGCACUAUGAGGAGUUCACCAGGAUGGUGACACUACCGUCAGUGGAUUACUGAGGGACAGGACAGGAGGAGAUGACGUCCUUUAUGACAGGGAAGCAUGGUCAUGGAAGGGACCUGGUUAUGCUGCACUGAGCAUUACCCAACCAUCUGCAUGCACUGAGCAUUACCCAACCACCUGCAUGCACUUAAUUUAUUGAUCAUCUAGGUUUGUGUCUAUUGUACGCUACUUUCUAUCAUUUAUACUAGUGCAUUUGAUUAAUUAAAUUGAUCUUCUUUUUUUUUUAAUUGAGGGUUUUUAGUUGACUUGCUGCAGGAAGAGUAGCUGCUGCAUGUGCAAUAUGUAAUGGACAUUCAAAUAAACAAAAUCACCUAAAAUAUCCCUUUCGAUAUUGAGUUUUAAACAGUUUGUUGAACUUGUGUUCUAGGUGUAGGAUUUUAUAAAUGUAGUUUACAUGAUGCAGUCAUCCAAGCUCUUUCAGCCAUACCAUGGAACUAAUAAGUUGUGCAUGUUUGUUCCUCCCACAAUAUUCUUUACAGUAACAAUUUAAGUCAAUAUUUACAUGUCAUAAUAACCUAAUUAUUCAACAUCAUUAGUAGGAAUAUAUAUAUUUUUAAAUACUAGAUAUGUAGGAAGGACUGAAUUCUUUGCACACACACUGGGCAUUUUGUCAAGUGUGCAACUGCAGCCUGCAAUUCGAGGUGAAUUAUUUGUGCGCACACCAUGCAUUUUGGGUGUAAAUUACGCAUGUCAAAGGAAUUCUCUGCCUAAUGUAUUGUCAGUAAGCAUAUAUUAUUUUUCCAAGAAUGUAAUGCCAUUUUAAGUCCUCCAAUAUUGCUAAUCCAUUAUUAAUGAGUGCAGGGGGGCAGGAAGAAUAUGUGGAGAAUAUACAUGGAACUGACAAAAUGAAGGAAACCCUUGAGUAAAUGAGGGAUAUCAAAGUAUAUUGAAAGCGGGUGCUUCCACACAGGUGUGGUUCCUGAGCAAUUAAAACAUCCCAUCAUGCUUAGGGUCACGUAUAAAAUUGCCCAGUUGUCUGUCAUUUUGGCUACCAUGGCUAGAAGAGAUCUCUGACUUUGAAAGAGGGGUCUCAAAGGAGCACAGCAUGUUUAGAAAAACAUUAGAGAAUGUGUGUCACUAGAUCUCAACCUAAUUGAACACUAAUGGGAGAUUCUGGAGCGAUGCCUGAGACAGUGUUUUCCACCACCAUCAACAAAACACCAAUAUGGAAUUUCUGGUGGAAGAAUGGUGUUGCAUCCCUCCAAUAGAGUUCCAGACUGGUAGACUCUGCCAAGACACAUUGAAGCUGUUCUGGCGGGCACGUGAUUGCCCAAUGCCCUAUUAAAACACUUGUUGGUGUUUCCUUUAUUUUGGCAGUUACCUGUACAUGUCUCCUUCAUUUCAUCAUGACCCAGCACCCAGCGUUUCCCAAACUUGUUCCUGGGGGACUCCAAGGGAUGCACAUUUUGGUUUUUGCCCCCUAGCACUACACAGCUGAUUCAAAUAACCAUAGCUUGAUGAUGAGUUGAUUAUUUGAGUCUGUCGUGCUAGGGCAAAAACCUAAAUGUUGUCCCGAGGACCGAGUUUGGGAAACGCUUCAACACACCUACCAAACGUAAUAGUUUUAUUUUGAUUUAACCAAGUAAGACCCAUUGAGGUUAGAAACCUCUUGCCAGGGUGACCUGGCAAAACAGGGAAAUAGCAGCGUGUACAUAACAUGUUUCAAAAAAUACAAAUACAUAAAAAAUAUUAAACUGUAGCUAUCAAAAACAUUGUCUUAAAAACCGGGAAGAACACUUAACUCCCCAAACUUGAAUAUCUUUUGAAGCAUGGUCCAGGAUGAAGGGGAAUUCUGGGGGAAAAAAUCUUGUUUCCCCAUAUCAGUUCUAGACUUAGGAACAGACAAGGACGGCAGCGACUGAACGAAGACUGUAUUGAGUGACUGAUCUGGUCAGGAAGGAACAGAGACGCUGCCUUAUCAAUGCUUUCUAUUUACACACAAGUGUACCAGUGUGUUUGCACCAUGGAGAGAGAGGUCCAUUGCACCAGGGCAUACAAAUCACAGUGAUGGGUGAGAGAAGUAUCUGGUGUUGGUGAUACGUCUUAAAAGCACCAUGAUACACUGUGUCCAGAGUUAAGGUACUAGCUAAGGCCUGCAUAUAGGCACUAUAAUACAGCACCGAUAACAAAGUGCUUUGAACAAGAUCCUU
Messenger RNA from Salvelinus namaycush (lake trout), 3578 nucleotides. Its product is annotated as calmodulin-like protein 4. The record is from RefSeq and is a predicted model, not a curated record. NCBI's taxonomy places the organism in Eukaryota, Metazoa, Chordata, Actinopteri, Salmoniformes, Salmonidae. Gene Ontology annotation, molecular function: calcium ion binding. Bases 942 to 1424 code for a protein of 160 amino acids. The transcript has 4 exons. Gene Ontology annotation, cellular component: myosin II complex.